GGCGCGCGUGCGCACUGGCGCUCGCUGCCCUCCCAUUCAUAAAAAAGCCAUUUUCCCAGGCAAGGGUUGCAACAUCGCCGCCGAGGCAGCGAACAGAGCUGACAGCGCGGAGCUGGCGCUGCAGGGCUCAGGGAGCUUUGCCGGCUUCUCUGACUGACGUCUGCGACUUCAACGGCGACUGACCCACUCGGGUUCGGGGGUUUACACAGACGUGGAGCGAUGCUUGUGACUCUGCAGCUCCUCAAAGACCCCUAGAAGCCUGUCCCUCGGUGCAGUUCAGGACCUCCAGCCUCAUGGAGCCCCCGAUUCCACAGAGCAGCGUCCCUGUGAAUCCCAGCUCAGUCAUGGUGCAGCCCCUCCUUGACAGCAGAGCGCCCCACAGCCGGCUCCAGCACCCACUCACCAUCUUACCCAUUGACCAGAUGAAGACCAGCCACGUGGAGAAUGACUACAUAGACAACCCUAGCCUGGCCCCUGCCACGGGUCCCAAGCGGCCCCGGGCCGGGCCCCCAGAGCUGGCUCCUACACCCGCCCGCUGCGACCAGGAUGUUACUCACCACUGGAUCUCCUUCAGCGGUCGGCCCAGCUCUGUGAGCAGCAGCAGCAGCACCUCUUCUGACCAGAGGCUCCUAGAUCACAUGGCUCCACCGCCCGUGGCUGAGCAGGCCUCCCCCAGGGCUGUGCGCCUCCAGCCCAAGGUGGUCCACUGUAAGCCGCUGGACCUCAAGGGCCCGGCAGCUCCACCAGAGCUAGACAAGCACUUCUUGCUGUGUGAGGCCUGUGGGAAGUGUAAGUGCAAGGAGUGUGCGUCCCCUCGGACGUUACCCUCCUGCUGGGUCUGCAACCAGGAGUGCCUGUGCUCAGCUCAGACCCUGGUCAACUAUGGCACAUGCAUGUGUCUGGUGCAAGGCAUCUUCUACCACUGUACUAAUGAGGAUGAUGAGGGCUCUUGUGCCGACCAUCCCUGCUCCUGUUCCGGCUCCAACUGCUGCGCCCGCUGGUCCUUCAUGGGCGCCCUCUCUGUGGUGCUGCCCUGUCUGCUGUGCUACCUGCCGGCCACAGGCUGUGUCAAGCUGGCCCAGCGAGGCUACGACCGCCUGAGACGCCCCGGUUGCCGCUGCAAGCACACGAACAGCGUCAUCUGCAAGGCAGCCAGCGGGGACACCAAGGCCAGCAGGUCCGACAAGCCUUUCUGACACUUUGGAUGAAAAAAAAAAAAAGUGGUCCCUCCUGCCAGUCUCCUGGGACUGACCUUGCUCAUCUGUCCUCUCCUAAAACCCUAGAUUGGGAAGAAACCGGCAGAGAACACUACUGCCUAGCCUUGAGUCCCCAAAAGGAUGAAGAUGCACUUUGGGGAUUUUCACGGUCUUGAAACUUUGUUAAACAGCAGUGACAGUGUCAGGGUGUGGUGGUAGGGGGCCCAGUUUUCCUAUUUCAGAAGACGAAGACAGAUGUGAACACACGAUCUGCAAGUUCAGCCACUCAAUAGCCUUCCCAACCCCUCCACUUCCCACUUCCUCCCACUUUGCCAUUCUCUUUGGCUCCUGCUGGAGCCUCCUUCUACCUGGGAGGAACAGCUAAUGGGAGGCGAGAUACCUCGAGGAAGACCCUCAGAGCCUUGACUUCUAUCUUUGCCACCUCCGUCCAUGCCUGUUGGCCUUGACUUCUUGGGAAGGUGCAACGUAGCAAUUCCUGCACUUGAUGGCCGAGAACAAAAUCACCCGUAAGCUGCUGCCUCCCGGGAGCAGCAGGAUGGAAAAGGAAGCGCCCAGCAGUGCAUUCCUCCUAGCUUUCAAUCACUAACUUGGGGGUUGUCCGCUCAUCAUUGCCACCCUCCAGUUCUUAACCGAGUCACAGACUGGCCUGCCUGCUAUGCGUCCUGAGCUCUUUCUUCUCGGAUUCUUUGUAGAACCUUGCUGGGUUGAGAAGGCCAGGAUGCCACAAGCAAGACCAAAUAUCAUUUUUGCCAAUGAGUCUGAGGCUGUGGUCUCUAGAUCCAGCCAUGAUGUUUUUAUAUGUUUAAUUAAACUAGAUGCUAUUGGUGUUUAAACAAUAAUAAUACAACAACCUUGCUUCCUUUUGGGCCACCCCCAGGAAGGGCUGAUUUCAAAAUCUGGGGGCAAGCAACCUCAAGGAGCGUUUCCCCUGCACAUCAAGAAUGGCAAAGAAGAGGCCGGACCUCCCAUUGGCAGAAUGACAGUUGAGCCGAACUGGGGUUGGGUUUUCUUCUGAUUCUGCUGCUUGCUGUCUAGCCUUUUGUGUAUAGUGAUGCGUCUGUCUUUAUGUAAAUAGAGAGAUGACAGAGUCUAUUUUAGUGUUAGGAAGCCCCCGGUGGGGAAGUCCCGAAGAUGCAAGAGAGGGUGGUGAACGAUUCUCUAGGGGCUGCUGGGUUUGAGCCCCACCUUUUGUGUGCAGCACACACGCGCACGCACAUACACACAUACCCCUCCCAACAGCCCCCAAAGCCGUAGCAACUCUUUCUCUCACGGUGCUAAAGGACUCAGAACUCGCAGCCCCGUCCAGUGGGUAGGUACUUGUUGCAUGCAAAACGCUAUCGUGUCUCUGGUCCUUGCCCCCAGCUGUUGUGUGGGAGGGUUUUUUUGUGUUUUUGUUUUUUGUUUGUUUUUGUUUUUGCUUUGUGUGGUAUUUUUGUCCCCAUCCCUGCCUCUGAUUCAAGAAAUAGCCUGGGUCAGAAGGUACCCCAGGUAAAAUUGGAAGAGCAUUAGGCAAACAUCAUGUUGGAGCAUUUCUGGUUCUUUUGUGUGAGCGGCCCCCAGGGAGGAGGCAAGAAGUCAGGUAGCUGGGAGUGGAGUGUACCUAUUGCUCUUUUCUCAAGGAUUCAACCCCACCCCCACCUUGGAAGCUACUAGUAGUAGUAGUAGUAGUAGUAACACCUUAUGAUUUAGAAUAAGUUAAUUGUAAGCAUAGGUAUUUAUUGAUUGGAGGAAGGGAGGGUUUUAUUUUCAGCUUUAUUUAUGUAACAUUUACUGGCUUGUAAAAGGCAAGUAUAAAAUCCUGCAUCUUCAUCGUCUAUAGCUAAUCCAUACAUACACCUGCCCUUACCACAAUUGCAGUGUUCUUGCACAGAUUGGAAGGAAAGAUAGAAGACAAACCCCACAUUCAGCGAACCACUUACACUAAUUGAAUGUAUUAGAAGCUUUCUGAAGGGGCUGGAGAUGUUUCUCUCGGAUGAGGGGGUGUGGAGGGACCCCCCCCCAAAAAAAAAAAAACGAUAGCGCACACGUGCACUCUUUCUAAGAAGCCUAGGAGCUUCGUCCGGGGUCCCCUCCCUCGAUUUGUAUUCACAGGACAGCUGACCCAGUGGCAGGUUGCACUUUGAUGAUCUUGGUCUACAUACUUCUGUGGACAGUUGAGCUACGUGAGCCGUGUAUGCGCACAUGCACACGUGACACUUACAUACACAGACCCUCUACCACACAGACCUUGUUCCCUGGCAACCCUUCCCAAACCCUGACUUUGUGUACAUAGCUGUAAACAUGGAUUUGGGGGGGGGGGUUGGUUUGCUUCCCCACCCCACCGACCCCUUGGCUUAAGAAUGAUGUCUACAGAACUCUCCCUCCCCCCAGAAGUUGACCUUGGGACCCACUUGAUCAGUGGUAAGGGAAGGGGUGAAGGAAGGAAGCAUCCUUUUUCCUCUGCUCUGUUACAUCUCUGACUUCUUGGCAAACACCUACACAUGGGGGAUGCAAACACACAAGAAAGGGGUAGUUUGUUUAUAGGGCCCCCUCCCCUUGCCAGGCUAGUCAACAGGCAUUGGGAGCACAGGCUCUCACAAACAGAACAUUUCUGUAGCUGUUUCUGACUUCUUGGCUAGCAUUUGCAGCUUGCUUGGCUGAGUUAACAUCGCUUCCAAAAGUGCCAGCUGAUUACUACUUCUAGACCUGGGGUGGGUGUCAGUUGUGCCUGGAGCCGAGGACGGCAUCUGGGACCUUCCUUAAGGUGCCUUGGCUACUUGGUACCAUUGUAGGGAAAGGCUAGUUCUCCUGUAAGCACUCUGGGGGCUGAGUUUAGGCUAGCAACACCUUCCAAGGAGCUUCCAUCAGAGCUCCUAAAGCCAACUGGAAGGGAGCUAAGAGCAGUCCUUACUGUUGGGCCCUUCUCAGUGAUGGGAGGCAUGACAUCCUUACGACUGAUAGGUUCUUUGAGCUAGUAUAGUUCUGCAUCAAUGGGGCCCAGCUGGAUCACAACCUCAAGGGAGCAACACAUACCAAGUUGGUCAGGGGCAGAACCCAGGUAGGUACCCGUCAUUCUGAAGCAGCUUGGUCUCCAGUGCUGCCCCAAGAAAUAGCGGAGGUGUGUGAACAGCACACAUUUGCACUGUACAAUUGAGUAGAACAUCUGGGGAAGCCUCCUGAUAUAUGCAUUUGGUGAGUAGCUCCGUGCCCUUCCCCGCCCUGUAAUGGAUGUCGAUCCUGUGUUUCCAUUUUGAUUGUGGGUGACUGUGCUGUUUCUUAGCUUGCUUUUCUCUUGUGUCCUGUGGUUGAUUUCCUGUUAGCAGCACUAGAGCUGUGCCCAGUGCCCCACUCCACCACAUUCCUGUGUCUCUGUAACCCCCCCCCACCCGGUUCAUCCCACCACAAAAGUUACCACAGAAGGUUUCCUUUGUAAAAAAUAUUUAUUUUGAAGCUCUAUUUUAAUAGUAUUUAUUUUAGAAAGUCUACUAUUGUAAGAGUUCUUCUGUUUGUGAAGAAAAAAAAAAAAACAAGUUAAAAACUGAAUGUACUGAUCUAGAAGAUAUCUAUAAAUAUAUAUUGUUAAAUAUA
Mus pahari (shrew mouse) is the source of this 4784-nucleotide messenger RNA. RefSeq names its product sprouty RTK signaling antagonist 4 (gene Spry4). Gene Ontology annotation, biological process: multicellular organism development; negative regulation of Ras protein signal transduction; animal organ development. The coding region runs from base 294 to 1196 and encodes 300 amino acids. The record is from RefSeq and is a predicted model, not a curated record. The transcript has 2 exons. Lineage: Eukaryota; Metazoa; Chordata; Mammalia; Rodentia; Muridae. Gene Ontology annotation, cellular component: membrane; cytosol.